AUGGUAGAUGAUUCCUCGUCAUUUGGGUUUUCUAUCUUAGAAAAGCCAGUGUCUCCAAUCACAAAGGAUGGAAUAAGGCUGAAUUCAACUCCCAAAACAUUUAUUGAUGGUGAAAACUCUCCCAUCGAUCCAACUUAUAUCCAAGUAGAUUAUAAUGAAGAAAUACGACAGCAAUCGACUCCAUCAGUAUCUAAUCAACCCAAUUUACAUUCAAUCCUAAAGAGUAGUCCUAGUAAUGGUAUUCAAGAAGGAAUUGAUACAUCACUACUGGAUUCCUUACUUGAUAGACAUCCCGAGUUAAAACUAGCAAGAGGUAAACGUGGAUACAAUCCAGUAAAAGGGGCUAGAGUGAUAUUUUCCCCUACCAAAGAGAUAUUAUCUUAUAGAACUGAUUAUUUUGAGGAUGGGGCUGAUGAUAAUUCUAGCUAUUUAAGAAACAUAAAACAAAAGCAUAACGUAUAUCAUGAUUCUCUUGAUGAUGAGAAUGAAGAAACUGAAGAUCAAUUAAGUUUAGAUUUGACUAAAGAAGUAAUGGAUAAGAGUCAACUCACCAACAAUGGAAACAGUAAUAAACUUGUUAAUCGAUUAAUGACUGAUGCAAAUAUUCCAUAUGUGCUAUCUUUAUAUUUACAAUUAUUGGUUAAUCUUUUAUUGAUAUCAAUUGUAUUAUACCUCAUAUAUAUAUUCAUCACCACUAUCAAGGAAGAUAUCAAUCAGAAAUUAUCCAUUUAUAUCUCAGAUGCGAUAGAAGAAAUUUCGUUAUGUUCUAGAGAGUAUUACAGCAAUAAAUGUUCAAUUGAGGAUGGCAAUAAACGAGUUCCUGCUUUGGAGCCAUACUGUACAGAAUGGAGCAAGUGUAUGAAUAGAGAUCCUCAAUUAAUAGGGAAAUCAAAAUUAACUGCCGAAACUUUCGCUGAUAUAAUUAAUGGAUUUGUUAAGCCGUUGAGUUGGAAAUCAUUAUUUGUGAUAACCUUAUUAUUAUUUGGAAGUUUAAUAAUAACCAACGUUGCGUUUGGUACUUAUAGAAGUGCGUCCCAUGUUAAAGACCAAAAUCAGUCCCCUGAUGAUAAUGAUAAGAAAAUUCAACUUUUGGAACUUCGACUCAAGGAGCAAGAAAUGUUGUUACUUGAAUAUAGAAAUGGUUCAUCUUACAAUGAUCAAGCAUCUGCCAAGAGAAACUCGUUCAAGUUGGAAUCACCGUCACAUAUAAAUAGAUACUCCAGUUAA
Molecule: messenger RNA, 1227 nt
Organism: Scheffersomyces coipomensis
Lineage: Eukaryota; Fungi; Ascomycota; Pichiomycetes; Serinales; Debaryomycetaceae
Exons: 1
Coding region: 1-1227 (408 amino acids)
Biological process (GO): nuclear envelope organization; lipid homeostasis
Cellular component (GO): nuclear membrane; nuclear envelope
Source: RefSeq, a predicted model, not a curated record